Megalopta genalis is the source of this 1604-nucleotide messenger RNA. RefSeq lists its product as uncharacterized. The record is from RefSeq and is a predicted model, not a curated record. Lineage: Eukaryota; Metazoa; Arthropoda; Insecta; Hymenoptera; Halictidae.
CGAUUUGGUAUGCUCAAUUUAAAAAAAACUUUGUGUAUAUGUCAUAUACAUAUAUAUGUACAUACAUUGACUACAUUCAGCAUGGAUAAUACAUUCAUCAAAUGUGCGAGGAUUGUAUAUAUAUAUGUACAUAGUACAAUGUGGUUCAACAGCUGAUUCUCACACGUGUUUAACUAGUUUUUACUAAAUCUAAUAAGUGCGAAUAACAAUGACAUGUUAUGAAGUAAAAGUACUGUAUAUUUAUAAAUAUAAUUCGUUUAUUAUAAAUAUAAAGUAAUAUAACGUUCAAUGAUAUAAUAAUUUCGAAUUAACCCUUUCGCGAUGGCCCAACUGGAAGCCACAGUGAAGCAAAAAGUGUCUGCCGUAUAAAGACGACGCUAGUCGUGAAAGGGUUAAGAAACAGAGUUAAGCAGCAGUAAAUAUUGUAAAAGAUAAAUAUCUAAAACACUAUGGGACAAGAUAGGAAUUCAGGAACAGAUACUGCUUUAUCUGACAUUGAAAAUCAUAUAGUGGUAGGACAGCCAGAUAUUUCAUAUAAUGUUGACAAAAAAGAUGAAAAAAAGUAUAAAUGUAAAUUUGAUGGAUGUGACAAGGCCUUUGUUAGGCCAUCUCGAUUGCUUAGACAUAUUAGACUUCAUACUGGAGAGAAAUGCUACAAAUGCACUCACCCAGGAUGCGACAAAGCCUACACAAAUUCUUCUCACUUAAAACGUCAUGUGGAAACUCAUAAUCUGAUCAAGAAAACGUACAAGUGUCCUGAAUGUUUACUAUUCCUUAGUGAUCGAUAUAGCUUGAAGCGCCAUUAUAAUCGAAAGCACAGAGACCGAGACAAAUUGACUUGCAAAGAAUGUAAUCUAACAUUUACCAAAAAGUAUCAACUUGCAACACACAUGUCAGUGCAUACUGGCGAGUUACAUAAAUGUGAUCAAUGUAACAAGAGUUUCACAAACUUUAGACAGUACAAAAGACAUAAUAAAAGUCAUCAGGAAGGAACAAAGACUUAUCCUUGCACUGUAUCAGGAUGUACCGAUGUUUUCACAAAAUGGCGUCAGUAUUGUGUUCACCAAAGAACACAACACGUUAUUCAUCACACAUGCAAGGAUUGCGAUAAAGUAUUUUUGACAAAGUAUCGCUUAAAAGAACAUUCUAAAAUUCAUGCAGAGGGUAGAAAAAGUUUUCCUUGUCCAUAUAACGAGUGUCUCAGAGUAUAUCAUUUUAAAAGUAAUUUAGACAGUCACAUACGAAGAAAUCAUCUAGGACAAAAGUUUCAGUGUGACAUAUGUAAAGUAGAAAUUUCAACGAAAGCAAAAUUAGCAGAACAUAUUCAGAAAUUGCAUAUGUCUGAAAAGUUAAAAAGGAGAACCAAAAAAGGACAACGUAAAAAGCGAAAAGAUGCUGGGACAUGCAAGAAGAGUGCAAUAUCUGCACUAAUUGGAGUUAAUUUGCCACCAAAAAUAGAACAAAUGAUAUUAAAGAGAGAAACAGAUAUACCAUACAUGAAAGAAUUUGAAACAACAGUGCCUGAUGACAAUUCUGAUUUAUGAUGCAAUUGAUAAUUUUAUAAGAAUUACAUGAAAAUAAAGGAAUUACUUAUGUGCUCUCUA